AUGGAUACGAUGGAUUCCACCCUCGACGAGACCACCCUCUCGACUAUCUCACUGCUGGAGGGGCGAAUACUACGGAUAGAGCAUCUCCUUUACGGUCACUCAACACCACAACCAAAGACGACGGCAGUCGACAGCUUGCAAGAGCUCGAACUGCGCUUCUCCAAACUCCUACAACAUAUUCGCGUCUACGGCGAGCUUCUCAGGCUCUACAAGUCACAACCAUCGUUGUUCCAACCACCGCCGUCCUCGCAACCACCACUCGACCUCUCCCAAGAUGCCAUCCGCGCGACCGUCCUUGCCGCUGCGACUUCAUACCCAGCCAUUGCGUCGUCCCUGACAUCCAUUGCCGACACGCCCAUACCCGAUCCGGCUCAGUCGGCCAAUCUAGCCGCGUUAGCACCGAGAAUGAGAGGGAUAGAAGCAAUCCAAUUAGCGCAGGCCGCCGAAAUCUCCGAGUUGCGGGCUCGUAGCGAAAUCGCCGUGCGGCAAUGGCACGCCUACGACGUGAUGGGCUACGCCGAUUCCAUGGCUCGUGUCGAGGGGCGCAUCGAGAUGGUCGAUCGGGCAAUAAAGACUAUCGAGAAGUCGAGGGAGGAGAUCUGA
Messenger RNA from Anthostomella pinea, 603 nucleotides. The record is from the annotation of a GenBank genome assembly. NCBI's taxonomy places the organism in Eukaryota, Fungi, Ascomycota, Sordariomycetes, Xylariales, Xylariaceae.